This is a messenger RNA of Jatropha curcas, 2031 nucleotides long. RefSeq lists its product as uncharacterized. Gene Ontology annotation, biological process: regulation of asymmetric cell division. The record is from RefSeq and is a predicted model, not a curated record. NCBI's taxonomy places the organism in Eukaryota, Viridiplantae, Streptophyta, Magnoliopsida, Malpighiales, Euphorbiaceae.
CUUUAAUUCUCUUUGAGCUGGGUUCGAAGUUGUCAACUUGUCAUUGCUUAUGUGCCUUUCUUCCAUUUGCAAAUCUUUACAGAGUUCUAUACUAAUUUUGCUACUUCUCUUUCUUUCUUUCUUUCUUUUUUUAAUUAAAUUAUUGUUUUUUAAUUCCAAUGAUGUUCAUGAGUUGGAUAUUUUUCUUUAUUUUUUAAUAUUCUCCCUGAGUUUCUCGCAUUUAUUCUUGCUUAACUUGCCUUAUCUUCCUCUUCAUAAUCAUAUACAGGCAGCCCAAAUGACAUUAUGAUUUUGGCUUUUGAGUUCAACCUUUUCAUUGACCCUUGUUGUUUCUUGCUUUCUUUGUAAGGUUUUUGCCAUUUUGUGGUUAAUUUUCCUUCCUGUUGGUGAAAAGGAGAAAAAAGAAGAUAUUAAAAUUUUAAGGUUGUCGAAAGGGUCCACUGUCUCCUCCAGCAUUGUUAAAUUCCUUAUGGAUCUUUGAUUUUAGCACUAAUAUUGCAAAUUCUUCAAGAGAAGUAUCAAAAGAAAUGGGAUAUUGCAAAUUCAAUCGUAAUAAGCGGACAAAUUGUACAGCAAUGCCGUCAAGAAUGUUCCAGUUCAUCAGAGAAUUGAAUAUGAUCUAUGCAAUUGAAAAACCAGCCAAUAAUGAAUCCUUGAGUAGCUAUGUUCAUACUGACAUGCCUAUCUACAAGGCUUUCCAAUUCAUCGGUGAUUCUCAGGAUUUAAAAGUAGUUAUAGAUAUUCAGAAGAAGGAUUUUGAGCAUAAAAAAAGAAAGAAAGAAGAAAUAGUGGAUAGAAAAGUUAGUACAAAGAAAGAACAAGAAUCUAAAUUCAUGGCAUGGGAAAAUCCAGUAAAUUGUGAAGGAUCUGUCAAUAGUACUACUAGUGAAUCAGAAGGAAAGGAAAAGAUUUAUUUCAGAAAAGAAAUGGAAGAAAAGGAUAAUAAUUAUCAUAACAUUCCAGAAAUGGUUGCAUUUAUUCAAGAAAGUAAUUCUGAUAGUUUAUUAAAGGAUAUUAUAAUGGAUGAUGAUUCUGUUGAUCAAGCUGAAUGUAGUUUGAAUGAAAAUUAUGGAUUAGAGCAGUAUAAUCUUUCUUCUUCUAUUCUUAAUUAUGAUACAGAAAGUAACGAUUCGAUUAAAGAAACUUUAGAAAGAUUGCAAUCCAUUGCGAAUGAAUUGGAUUUUGUUACUUGUGAUUUUAAAAAUGAAGUGGAAGUUGAAGAAGAAGAAGAAGAAGAAGAAGAUUUUGAUGAAAGAGAUGAUGUCUGGAUUGAUCAUACCGAUAAUAAGAUUGAACAGUUGAUAGAAAACCAAGAUUUUAAAAGAAGAGACGAAGGGUUGGUCCAAUAUUCUGCUGAAAAGCUUGUAGAAGCAAUUCAACUCAUUAAAGAGCUGCAAGAUGAUUGCAAUAUUCACCAGUGUGGUUCCAAGAAAUCGACAGAGAAAGAACCAGCAGAUAUCAAAGAGAGAAACGAUAUCCAUCAAACCAAAGAGGAGGAAGCAUUGCCAAACUCUUUGUUAUCAUGCUCAAAUGAAGCAGCAGAUAACAACUGUCCUACAAAUGAUGCCUGUGAAAGUGAAGAGGAAACUAUAAUUAGUUCUCUUAAUUCAUCUAACAGCGCGCAUUCGUUCGCUUUUCCAGUAUUGGCUUCAGAAGGCGCAGAGAGCCCUAUGUGGAUAGGAAUUGUUAAUAACGGGAAACAAUGGCAAGCAACUGCAAACAGGAGACAUUGGCACAGGCCUCGUCGUUGGAGAUCGCUUGUUUGUUGCAAAGGAAACUUUUGCAUGAAAUGGAGUUAAUAAGCAUAAAAGGCCAGAGAAAUCAUGGAUUUCUUGUGACAUUUUUGUUGGUUUUUUGUCUUUCUUUUUACAUCUAUAUAUCAUUUCUUUCUUUCUUUCUUUCUUUCUUAAGCUUUUUAGAGCAGCUUAAGCUUCAUUUGCUCUUCUUCUAGUGAAAAAUGCAAGAGGUUCUACUUUGUUGGCUCAAUUGUGUAUAUAUUAUAUAACUAUGCAAUUGUGGUUUUAUCAGGAA